Messenger RNA from Acipenser ruthenus (sterlet), 3713 nucleotides. RefSeq names its product mannose-P-dolichol utilization defect 1 protein. The record is from RefSeq and is a predicted model, not a curated record. Gene Ontology annotation, biological process: oligosaccharide biosynthetic process. Bases 89 to 817 code for a protein of 242 amino acids. The transcript is spliced from 7 exons. Lineage: Eukaryota; Metazoa; Chordata; Actinopteri; Acipenseriformes; Acipenseridae.
UGUUGCACCAUGUUUCCUAUACCGUUUCCUCAUCGGACAGUGAAGCCACGGGAAGUUGUUGUUUCCCAAUACCAAAGUGGAUGCCCUUAUGAUGGAGCCCUUCAGAGAAUUGUUGGUGAAGUUUCUCAUUCCAGAAAAAUGUUUCGAUGAGUUUUUUGUCAACUUCAACCUUCUGGACGUGCCCUGCUUGAAGAUCCUUCUUAGUAAAGGACUGGGAAUCGGCAUCAUCGCAGGCUCUGUGAUGGUGAAGCUGCCUCAGAUCUUCAAGCUCUUGGGAGCCAAGAGUGCUGAGGGGCUGAGUUUCAACUCCAUCCUGCUUGAACUGCUGGCUAUCACAGGAACCAUGGCCUACAGCAUCGCAAACAGCUUCCCCUUCAGUGCGUGGGGAGAGGCACUCUUCCUGAUGCUUCAGACGGUUGUCAUUGGCUUCCUGAUCCAGCACUACAGGGGGAAUGCUCUGCGAGGUCUUGGGUUUAUAGCAGUUUAUUUAGCCUUGGUCUCCUUGUUGCUGUCGCCCCUUACCCCCAGGUCUGUUGUCACGACGAUGCAAGCCACAAAUAUGCCAGCCGUUGUAAUCAGCCGGUUGAUCCAGGCUGGCACUAACUUUCGCAAUGGGCACACAGGCCAGCUGUCUGCUAUCACAGUGUUUCUGCUGUUCGCAGGAUCCCUGGCCAGAAUAUUCACCUCUGUGCAGGAAACGGGUGACCCCCUAAUGGCGCUGACGUACGUGGUGUCUUCAUGUUGUAACGGGAUCAUCGCGGCCCAGCUGCUCUACUACUGGAACGCCAGGCCAGACGACGAGAAGAAGCGCCAGUGAAAGCAGCGCGGAGUGGAAACAGAAACCGAACAGACUGGAGGAGUAAGAAAGCGGGCUCGAACACCAGCAGCCUCCCCGUGUUCUUACAAGACUCUUACUAAGACUUCCUACGUUUCAUAUUCCAUUUACUUUGUGUCUGUCCCUUUUAUCUUUUAGUGAUCCCUCUCAGUGGGUUAUGUUUCUCCAGUGCCGAGCUUUUUCUCUAAAUCUGGCUUUCCUGCCUUGCUGAGCUUGUCUGGACAAUCCUAAGUGCCAGGACUGAGCAGCCGUCCUUGUUCCAUACAAUGUGAUGACUCGGCUCUGCCAGCCCCACCUGCUCUACAUUGAAAGACACACGAUUUGAACGGAGAGAGGCAGGCUGUUUGGUCCUGGUACUUCGGAUUCUCCAGAGAAGCUCAAAGCAGCUCAAAGAAGGGAAUGGCAGCUUUAAAACAAGAACAGUACUGGAGCAACAGAGCCCAGACCCACUCUGAAUGAUUGCAAACACCAUCAAAUAGAAAAGGAAAUAGGGGAAAAUAGCAACUAAACUCAGAGUGUGAAACUGGGACUGCUUAUUGCUUUCAAAUCUCAAAUAGGGAAUCUAAAGGGACAUUUUUUUUUUCAGAAAGAUAAACAAUAAUUUGGAGUCCUGGGUUUCAAAACGGCCCUUAAAGUCGAUAAUUUCAAUGAUCAGGAGUCAGGAGUUUGAUGCUAAAUGCAUUGUUCCUCCCUUACAGCUCCUAUUAGUAAUCCUACAGACUCACAGACUUAUUCAUGCUGUGAUAUGAGAAUCGGUUCAUUCAGAGCAGAUUGAUCUGAUUGUUCAAACUCCCAGCACCUGCCUGGUCGUUGCAAUAAUAUACCUGAACACGGAGCUGGAUUUCUGAACCGCAGAACUAGCGGGAGUAAGAAUAGGCUUGUGAGAAUAGUAGAGGCUGCUGAGAGAGAGGGAGGGUUUUUAGAGACUUGCUCAAUAACCUUUUCAAAAAUAACAUUCCUAACGUUAACUUUGGUUGCUACUGAAGAUUAUAGCAGUCCGAGUAAAAACGAAAAUUUUAAACUGCUCCGCAGUCCUGUUCAAUCACUAAACUACGGUUCUAUGUAUCCCUGUCUGCAGCAGGUCUAACUAGAAGCAAGGGUUCGACAAAUUCCUUAGUUGUGAUUCCCUGAGAUGUUUGUCAACUAGUCUUUCUACAGGCUUUUUUUUUCCUGAAUAGACUGUGAAAAUGUGACAGUCCAGUUUGUUUACAUUCCCAGGAAUAGGCACACACAUUCUCCUACAGAUUGCACAGGAAAUGCUGUUGCACCGGAAUGCAACAACAGUGUUUAAUUCAAGAGAGUUGUGUUUCAAAUAUCGCCCCACAUUUAAAAAGGAGGGCCAGUGAUAGUGUUGCUAAUUCUAAUCAGGUAGAUUUUAAAAUAUUAGUUAGUGCUCUUUUUAAUUGUAGCUCACAAAAAUAAUGACCUGUUGCGUAAGCUACGUAGGUCUCAAAUGUGUUUUCAUUUUAAAACAUCCGGUAGGCCAACUACUGUUAAAGAAACUUCUCAGUUUCCAUACCACCUUCUCAGGACGCAUGUUACACUUACUGCGUCGUUUUACCCAGCAAGUCGGUCAAUAGGAGAAGCAGCUGAUUGGUUAAUGACAGGAAAGAAGCCUUUUAAGCGGUGCGGGCAAUUUCACCCUGCAGGUGACCAAGGAAGUGUAACACUAUGUGAAAGCAUGGCUUGCAAACAGAGAUUUCUUCAACCAAGUGUAGUACCAGAUAACAUGUUUUAAGACUAAAAUACAUUCUUUUAAAAGUCCACAGUUGAGACCGAUGGAAGGGUGCAGGUAAGAUUUAUGGAGUUACUUCGUUAGCUACAGUACAGCCUCUUUCAGGGGAACGCUGCACUCCCUGUUGUCUGUUUUUACUUGUUUUGAGUGCUGUGAAGAGGUUUGAGUUUUGAAAUUACAGAGAGGGACCUACAAGGGAUCAGUGUGACCAACAUAUUAGAUACAUGACUGACAGGGUGAUUCAUAAGAAAAAAAAACAUUAUUAUAGACCAUGAAUGUUGUUGACUAGGUUCUGCGUGUUGGUUUGUCCAUUUCAAGUAUUCGCCACUAAAAAUGAACCGUUUUUCUGCCACAUUGCUUUAAUCCAGGGGUUCUCAAACCCGGUCCUGGGGACCCCCUGUGUCUUCUGGUUUUUAUUCCAACUGAGCUCUCAAUCACUUAACCCUUACUUGAAUUAACAAUUUGUUUAAUUAGUCCUUUUUAAUUGUUUUCAUCUCCUAAAAAGCUGCAGAGUUCAAGUGGUUAUGCAACUAUUUAAGAUCUGAAAAUAAUUAAAAAUGUCUAAUUAAGAAAAAUAGGAGACUGUGUGGUCCAGUGGUUAAAGAAAAGGGCUUGUAACCAGGAGGUCCCCGGUUCAAAUCCCACCUCAGCCUCAUUGUGUGACCCUGAGCAAGUCACUUCACCUCCUUGUGCUCCGUCUUUCGGGUGAGACGUAGUUGUAAGUGACUCUACAGCUGAUGCAUAGUUCACACACCCUAGUCUCUGUAAGUUGCCUUGGAUAAAGGCGUCUGCUAAAUAAACAAAUAAUAAUAAUUAAGCGUAUAGUUAAGUAAUUGAGAGCUCAGUUGGAAUAAAAACCAAAAGGCACGGGUUCCCUGGGACCUAGUUUGAGAAUUCCAGCUUUAAUCUAUAUCAAGAAACCGUUACCUACAUCAAUACAUCCAUCAGAUACACUUAAAUAACAUUCUACUAUAAAACAUAUUCACAAACACAUGGCUGUCUGUCUGCUUUUAAACCUGAAAUGAAAUGUUACCAUUUAUGAAUCGCCCUGUCUAUCACUGUACUUUUGCCUUGUUGUUUUGUGUGUCUGUCUGUGCAAUUCAAGAACUUGAAAGUUUUAAUAAAAAAUAAAAUUUAAAUAAA